Hippoglossus stenolepis (Pacific halibut) is the source of this 2696-nucleotide messenger RNA. RefSeq names its product CCM2 scaffold protein (gene ccm2). The coding region runs from base 335 to 1720 and encodes 461 amino acids. The transcript is spliced from 10 exons. Gene Ontology annotation, biological process: vasculogenesis; heart development. The record is from RefSeq and is a predicted model, not a curated record. Lineage: Eukaryota; Metazoa; Chordata; Actinopteri; Pleuronectiformes; Pleuronectidae.
GGCGGCACGAUUGAAAAGUUUUGCCUGUCUUGUCCGAGUUUGUCUCCUCCUCAGAUUUUCCCCUCCGCUGUUUUAGCUGCACCGAAACACACAGUUUUCACAUUCGGUGACGCGUCGGCGUUUCUUCGAAGGGUUGCCGAGCGAGGCAAACAGCGGCAUGGCGUUUCGAAACCAGCUCAAAUUCGGGCAUCACUUUACCAGUGCUAGGCUAGGCUAGGCUAGCAAGCCUGACUGCUGUCAGAUGAGUGUUGGUGAAAAGCUUCGGUGGUUAUGUCUCGUCUCGCCCGGACCUCCUCGCUGAGAUGAAUAUGAAGAAGAGGACCUUUACGUAGAGAUGGAGGAUGAUGUGAAAAAAGUGAAAAAGCCUGGUAUCGUGUCUCCAUUCAAGAGAGUCUUCCUGAAAGGAGAGAAGGGGAGGGACAAGAAGGCGCAGGAGAAGGCCACAGAGCGCAGGGCCCUACACACCUUCCCACUCUCUCAGCCUGAUCACCGCAUCGACCCUGACAUCCUGCUUAACGACUACAUUGAGAAGGAGGUCAAAUACCUGGGGCAGCUCACAUCAGUUCCAGGAUACUUGAACCCAUCAAGUCGCACAGAAGUGCUACAGCUCAUUGAUAAUGCAAGGAAGUCACAUCAGUUGGCGGGCCAGCUGACAUCAGAGCAAGAUGCAGUGGUGAGCUUGUCUGCGUACAACAUUAAGCUUGUGUGGCGCGAUGGAGAGGACAUCAUCCUGAGGGUGCCCAUCCAUGAUAUUGCUGCUGUCUCAUACAUCAGAGACGACUCGUUGCACCUUGUGGUGAUCAAAACAGCCCAGGAGUCGGGAGGUUCUCCCUGUCCCAGCUCGUGUCCCGAUCUCAACAAGUCUCAGACCCUGAGCUCCUUAUCAGAGAGUGGAGCCGUGCUUGUGGAAGUUUGCUGUCUGCUUGUGCUGGCUGUUGAUAACAAGGCAGCAGCAGAGGAAUUGUGUCUUUUGCUCAACCAGGUCUUCCAGAUCGUUUACACAGAAUCGACCAUCGACUUCUUGGACCGAGCCAUAUUUGAUGGAGCAACCACCCCGACGAGACACCUCUCUCUGUACAGCGAUGACUCUUCAAGUAAAGUCGAUGUUAAAGAGGCCUUUGAAGCAGAAGGCAGCACAUUUCCUUUCCAGGUCCCGGCGGAGGCAGAAGGAAACUCUCCCACAACGUCGACCCCAGCAUCACCUCAGACGAAGACAGCGAGUGAAGGAGAGCUCAGCACCACUGCUGCAGAGCUGCUGCAGGACUACAUGACCACACUGCGGACAAAACUCUCAUCGCAGGAGAUCCAGCAAUUUGCCACACUGCUGCAUGAAUACCGCAAUGGUGCAUCCAUCCAUGAGUUCUGCAUAAACCUUCGACAACUCUACGGGGACAGCAGAAAGUUCCUCCUACUUGGCCUGCGUCCCUUCAUACCGGAGAAAGACAGCCAGCACUUUGAGAACUUCCUUGAAACCAUUGGUGUCAAAGACGGCCGAGGAAUCAUCACAGACAGCUUUGGCCGCUAUCGGCGCACGGUAAGCUCCGCCUCCGAUUCCACCACCAAUGGCAACGGAGCAGUGGGAGGAAGUGGGGACAGCGUGGCCUCGGACGAGGGCCAGGAUGCCUCCGAGGGCGACGAAUGGGACCGCAUGAUCACCGACAUCAGUAAUGACAUUGAAGCCCUCGGCUGCAGUAUGGACCAGGAGGGAGUGACUCCCUGACACGGAUCCACGAUGAUGUGCUGUACCGGCAAGAGCUGAGGACUCGAACUGACGGCCACUCCACAAUUAAACAGUAGGCAUGAGCUGAAGGGAUCAGAUGAAGGUGGUCCUUAGCACUGACCUAAGAUUUGAUUACUUGUAUUUUCCUCUAAUUGUCAAGAGGGCGUUCCAUAGUCCCGAAGCACUCAAGGAAAACCUCGACUUAUUACCACAAACACAUGAAGUCAACAAACGCACUUAUGCAGAACCUGUAGAUGAUGUUCAGUCACUUCGCUAUUUUUGCUUUUCAGAGGGAUUAUCACGCGACCUCUGGUAUGUUUUUAAAACUUUUGAUUUUUGUACUCCUUUUAUUGGCAGUAUCUGCCACUGCUGUCAGCAAUGUAGCGAAAACCUCGGCAGUCUUUGGGAACGGUUCUGUUUCGAAUCCCCUCAAAGACACUGGAGGAUCCAUCGGAGGACUGUGUAAAUGUGUUCGAGUGAAGCUGAACUGGUUUUGUGCUUUUGUAUUACGAUAGGUCAAUCAGCUUCAUGCAUCAGAAGAACAUUGGUUUUUGUUGAGAUUUCACAUUUGUGCGUUUGCUGUGAGAGUAACAUUUUGCUAUAUAAAUAUAUAUAUAAGAUUUGUGUACCUUUUUGUUUUACACUAUCACUUGUUAUAAGUGUUUACUCAUUUAUAUAAUUUUGCCUUAUUCAGACUGACCAACGAAAUGCUGUAAAGACAAAUUCAUUCAGUCGUACGUGACUGAGUGGGGACGGUAUUGGACAAAGCCAGUUAGCUGAUGGCUGAUGUAACUUCUUGAUUUUACAUAUUUGUUCCUCAUGCAGGUCAUCUUGUUGUGUGUGACAUCACAUCUGUCAUUGUGCCUUUACACUGCAGUACUGUUGCCAACUGUCUGUCACAUGCAGACAGCUCAUUAUGAACUGUACCUCCAGUUGUUGAGCGAAUCAUAGUUAUUAAAUAACAUACUUAACACUG